Molecule: messenger RNA, 2823 nt
Organism: Elgaria multicarinata webbii
Lineage: Eukaryota; Metazoa; Chordata; Lepidosauria; Squamata; Anguidae
Gene: TSLIG3A
Product: family with sequence similarity 98 member A
Exons: 9
Coding region: 112-1779 (555 amino acids)
Cellular component (GO): tRNA-splicing ligase complex
Source: RefSeq, a predicted model, not a curated record
CCCUUCCCCCCCUUCUGACAUGCCAACCUAGCAGUCGGCGGCGUAGCAGCUGCGCAAAAGGUUCCAGUUUCUUUCCCCUCUUUUCUUUUGUGUUCAUUCUGAAGCCCCAGGAUGGAGUUUGAACUCAUGGAGAAUGAUAUUCUAGAGUCGCUCGAGGACCUAGGUUACAAAGGCCCAUUGUUAGAAGAUGGAGCUCUAACCCAGGCAGCUUCUGGUGGAGCCAGUUCUCCUGAGUAUACAAAACUCUGCGCUUGGCUAGUAACAGAGUUACGGUUAUUUUGUAAACUAGAGGAAAAUGUACAAGCAACUAACAGUCCAAGCGAAGCUGAUGAGUUCCAGCUUGAAAUGAGUGGAUUACUGGGUGAAAUGAACUGCCCGUAUACAAUGCUAACUUCAGGAGACGUCACCAAGCGCCUUCUCAAUCAGAAAAACUGCCUUCUGCUGCUCACAUACCUCAUCUCAGAAUUGGAAGCUGCCAGAAUGCUGUGUGUAAAUGCUCCUCCGAAAAAGGCCCAGGAAGGCAGCGGCAGUGAAGUCUUUCAGGAGCUAAAAGGCAUAUGUAUUGCUUUAGGCAUGUCCAAGCCUCCAGCCAACAUAACCAUGUUCCAAUUCUUCAGUGGAAUAGAAAAAAAGUUAAAAGAAACACUAGCAAAGGUUCCUCCAAAUCACGUAGGAAAACCUCUAUUGUCAAAACCACUGGGUCCUGUUCAUUGGGAAAAAAUUGAAGCUAUUAAUCAAGCCAUAGCCAACGAAUAUGAAGUUCGGAGGAAAUUAUUAGUGAAGCGUCUGGAUGUAACUGUCCAGUCAUUUGGCUGGUCAGAUCGAGCAAAGAGCCAAACGGAGAAAUUGGCUAAAGUCUAUCAGCCCAAGCGUGCCACGUUAUCUACCAAAGGCGCUAUAUCCGUUGCUCACCUCUUGGCUGCUCGGCAAGACUUGUCAAAGAUUAUGAGGACCAGCAGUGGGUCUAUCCGAGAAAAGACCGCGUGUGCCAUUAAUAAGGUGUUAAUGGGCCGAGUGCCUGACAGAGGUGGUAGACCCAAUGAGAUUGAGCCACCACCUCCUGAGAUGCCACCAUGGCAAAAAAGGCAAGACGGUCCUCAGCAACAAAGUGGUGGAGGCAGAGGUGGAAGAGGUGGCUAUGAAUCAUCAUAUGGAGGUCGUGGAGGUUAUGAACAAGGAGGACAUGACAGAGGAGGCCGAGGAGGAUAUGACCAAGGAGGUUAUGAUAGAGGAAGCCGAGGAGGGUAUGACUCAUCAUAUGGAAGUCGAGGAGGUCAUGAACAUGGGGGUCAUGAACGAGGAGGGCGAGGACGUGGUGGUUAUGAACAUGGAGGCAGAGGGGGAGGAAGAGGAGGCAAACCUCAAGGAGGCUGGACCGAUGGAGGAAGUGGCUAUCAAGAUGGCAACUAUAGAGAUAGUAAUUACAGAGACACGGGCUUUCAAACUGGUGGGUACCAUGGCGGUGGCGGUGGCGGUUACCAAGGAGGUGGCUAUGGUGGUUACCAAUCUUCAUAUUCAGGAAGUGGAUAUCAAGGUGGCGGUGGCAACUACCAACAAGACAACAGAUAUCAAGAUGGGCACUCCAGCGAUCGAGGUGGAGGACGUGGAGGGCGAGGCGGACGUGGAGGUCGUGGUGGCCGAGGUGGGCAAGGAGGUGGCUGGGGAGGAAGAGGUGCACAGAACUUUAAUCAAGGGGGGCAAUUUGAGCAGCACUUCCAGCAUGGGGGUUAUCAAUACAAUCAAUCUGGAUUUGGACAAGGAAGACACUUCACAAGCUGAGGCUACAUAAGCUUCCUUUUUGGCAGAGCUCAUGUAAUAGAAGUCUGUUUACGAUUUUCUUUUGGAAUUAGAACGAUGCCACGUAUGUCAGGUUGUUUUUGGAAAAUUAUCUUUGCUUUUGAGCAUUUGUGAAGGUACAGAUAAAUCCGAUGCUGCCUAAAAUCUGAUUGCAGCUCUUCUUCUCCAGGACUCUCAGAAUUUUCAAACUGUGGUUCUAUGUGCUAAAGGAAUCUUGAGGCUUGGAGUACAUGUCUGUUCAUAUGAAACCCAGUAUGUCUGUCAUUUUCACAUGGGCUUGUUUUUUUCUUUUAAAAUCUUCCGCUGUUCAAGCCAUUUUGAUUCUUGCUUUUCACUCUAACUUUCUCUAGGCAACAAGCUCACUGCAAAACCUAUAUUGUAAAGCUGCGGAUAAGUGUGUAGUUAAUUGUGCGUAAGUCCCAUUGAAGUCAGUUGGAGUUAUGCAUUUGUAACUGUGCACAGAAUUGCAGCCACCAGGCCUGUGUCUAUUAUAUGAGCUCUACUGCUGACAACUUGUUCAGUAGCCUUAUCUCUCACUGAUCGAAAACACUAUCCCCUGAACACACCGGAGACCCUAACCACUGUCAUGUCAUGCAAAGGUCAUAUAUCAAACCAAGCUAAGUUGUGAACAGAUAACAUGUGUAGCCCUGUGCUUCAGCAUAAUUCAAACUCACUUUUCAUUCAUCAGAAAAUAGUUGAUUCCCCUGACCGGCCUAAUUUUUACUUGAAAUUAGCUAGCAGUAAUGGCAAUCUGAAACUUGUUUUAUGCACGAGUUAAUACCACUGAUCAGCAAAUGCAGGAUGAUUUCAUUUUGGCAUUUAACUUAAGACAAAAUGCCUUUGAGCUGGGUUCGUUACACUUUUCGUUACUAAAAGUUGCAUCAGUGCGCCUUGCCUGGGUUUGUUGUGAGUGUGUGUGUGUGCGUGCGCGUGCGUGUGUACAGAAACAUUGUCAAGCUGUGAAAGAAAAUGGCCGAAGGUGUGCUAUUGUAUAAAAGGUGAGCAAUAAAAGUAUCUGUUCUCCUA